CGAGGCUAGCAAGAAGGGCGUGUGCUUUCGGGUUAGGCACAAAACGCAACGGAAUGUGGAGCGCGUUUAACCCCGGGACCGGCAUGGAAAGCGACACCGAGAAGAGAUCACGGGUUAUUGACGAAUUACUCUCAGAUCGACAGAUUUCUACCGCUCUCUUCCAGUGUAUCGCAUUGGAAUUGGAAGAGGUAGGCUCCAGACCCUGCUCCCUGCUUGUGCAGCGCGCGAUCCAACAUCUGGAAGAAGGACGAUGGACGCGUUGUCAUGAGGUUGCUCUCAAAGCUAGGGAGUACGCGUGGGAACAACUGCACAGUGGCAAGUCUUGGCAGACGGUGGCCAAAGUGCACAGAGACGCCUACGGAGUGUCUGGCACCUUGGUGGCUAUAGCCACGUAUAUAUCUGGAGAGGCGGACAGCCUUGACAAUGCAGUAUACGCGCUCGACCUUGUGGCGAUGAUGGCCGGCGGACGUUUCCAGGGCGUCGCAAACACCUUCGUCGAGGCCAUGGAGGCGGAUUCGUUUUCAAAGACAGAUCUGGCACCACCACGUGUUGGUGCAGCCCAGUCACCAUCUUCUGGAGUAGCGCCGGUCGCUACUCGCGCAGCUUCGGUACCGGAUGGAGUCCGCCCAAAGAAGGCCAAACGUGACCGUUCGAUGGCCACGGGUCGGCCAGGCUCGGGUGGAGGCAUUCGCCGUAUUAUAAUGCCCCCGCUGGAUGUGUUCCGAAGAGACUACAUGCAGGCAGAAACACCCGUCAUACUCUCAGGGGUCUUGGAUGGCUGGCCAGCCAUGGGAGCGUCACGGAGCUGGUCGAAUCCAUCGUAUCUUAAAAAGGUAGCGGGGAGGCGCACGGUUCCUGUUGAGUUGGGUGGAUCAUACACAGGAGAAGGCUGGCGGCAGGAGCUCAUGACCAUCGGUGAUUUCAUCGGUCGUUUCAUCGAAUCGCACUCACAGGAAGAGUCCCCUACUGACAAGAAAGGUUGUUCGGACACAGGGGAACGGGGAGAAGGCUCCUUUCCCGGCGGCGUCGCCAAAAAUACGUCAUGUGGAGAAAAGGGCAAGGAAAAGGCCUACCUAGCACAACACCAGCUUUUCGAUCAGAUUCCUGCACUGAGGCGGGACAUCAUGACCCCGGACUACUGUGCUCUUCUUCUCGAAGAUGAGGAAGACCACGGAGACGCGGAAAGCGUCGCCACAAACGCAUGGUUCGGCCCAGCAGGGACAGUAUCACCGCUUCAUAACGACCCGUUCCACAACCUCCUGGCACAAGUGGUCGGCACCAAACGGGUUUUGCUGGUGGACCGAAAAUUAUCGGCCGCAGUCUACCCCAGGCCAGGCCUGAUGAGCAACACCAGUGAGGUUGAUGCCGCGAACCCUGACUUAUCAAAAUAUCCUCGAUUCAAGGAGAUAAUGCCGCUGAUGGAAUGCGAGCUGAGGAAAGGGGAGGUGUUGUACAUUCCUCCGCUAUUUUGGCACCACAUCGAGUCGCUGGAGACAAGCUUCAGCGUUAGUUUUUGGUGGGGCAAGCGGCGUACGCUGUGA
Molecule: messenger RNA, 1541 nt
Organism: Ectocarpus siliculosus
Lineage: Eukaryota; Phaeophyceae; Ectocarpales; Ectocarpaceae
Source: the annotation of a GenBank genome assembly